This is a messenger RNA of Symbiodinium sp. CCMP2456, 1938 nucleotides long. The record is from the annotation of a GenBank genome assembly. NCBI's taxonomy places the organism in Eukaryota, Dinophyceae, Suessiales, Symbiodiniaceae.
AUGGCAUCUGCACAUCUAGACGCUCGGCACUUUUGGACGUCUGUAACAGAGAAGUCCUUGCGCCAAGUGCACACAAACUGUGCAGAAUGGAACGCUAUAGCGGCGUACUUUACGAAGCAUAUGCCGGAUGACAGCAUCUUGCAGGCCGUAGAACGAGUGGAGAACCCCAAGCUGUGGAACCUGUACCAGGCGCAUCUAGAUGCUGUUGGUGAAGGCUUUCCGGGUCAGCCAGAGAUGUGGCUAUGGCAUGGGGCAGACGACAGUCGUCAGAUUGCCCGCGAUGGCUUCAAGACAGCUUACUCCAACCGGACCUUUAACAUGUACGGUGUGGGUCAUUACUUUGCAGUGGAUCCUCGCAUGGCCAACCACUUUGUACGCAGUUGCCGGGAUGUACCCGAAAGGUCCCGAACACUUCUUCUGUGCCGUGUUGCGGCCGGCAUUUGCAAGACGAGGGAGCCUAUAACGAUGCACGUGGAGCACUGCCGGACGCAGCACAUGGGCUGCAAAUUCUGGGCCUGCCGCGAGUUGCGGGCCAAGCUAUUAAGAAACCCCGAGAACCAGCAAGCUCCAGCAGGUUCACAUUCAUGCACAUCGAAGAACAAAGUUGAGGUGAUCGUCUUUGAGAAUCAUCACGCAUAUCCGGCUUACCUCCUGGAAUACACCUGCCCGUCUCUAUGCGAUUUUGAUCCCUACAGGAACCUCAAGCAGCUCGCCAGUUUCGACCCGCGCGCAGAACGCUCAAACUGGAGCGUUCAAUUCAAAGCCAAACGGGCCUUGCUUCUUGGAGGUAUUGGAUUUUGCGGUGACAUGGCCUACGCAGAGGCACUCGCAGAAUAUGCAAAGGGAGCUUUGCCAGAGAUUGUGUGGGAGCAGCAACGGUGCAGUCCACCAGAAGUCUGCGGCGUGCUUUCCAACUUUGACAUUGUGCUGGUGUGCGAUAUGUACAUCGACUUGCCACGGAAGUUGUGGAGUCCGAAGCUGGACCACGCUCUGAAAGAGUUUGUGCUAAAGGGAGGAUUUCUUGCGUUUAUGGGCGGUGAGCCGUUGGCGAAAGACCGGAUCUUCAAGGAUGUUUUUGGGCUCUCCUGGACUUUCGCCGGCGAGACAGGCUGCGACUGCGUCAAGUCAUUCAUGGUUGAUCUGCCUUGCAUGGAGGAUGCUCCGGGAAAGUUGGAACGGAGGAAGCUGAUGCCUUUGAGCAAUGUUCCCCAAACAGAGCGCAUUUACCCGUUGGAAAUAUUCCCUGAUUCAGAUUUAGACGUGUCAGAUGACUCGGAUCCGGAAACGCCUGCGGAGUCACUUCUGUGUGGUGUAGCACUUGCACAGCAUGGGCUCGGCUCCAUCGUGAACAUGGGUGAGAUGCAGUAUCUAUACCCAGAGUUUUACCCGAAAGGCUCCGAGUUCUCCUGGUGGGAUGCCUUGCUGUGCCUGGUUAAGGGGCACAAACCCAAGCCAGCACUUCCACAAGCACUCGAGGUAGCUCUUUCGCAGGAUUGGCAAAGCAUUGAGGAUGACGAUGCUCAUGUCAUUCGCAUGGAGGCUUUGCUAGAUGAUGCCUUUGAUGCUGUUCUUACAGCCAACGCCGAGAAGCUGGGAGGCAUGCUGAGGCACAUCAAUCCCAACAUGGCCGAUGACAGGGGCUUUUCACUCCUCAUGAUGGCUGCACAGACAUCGGAAGUACAUGUCAUUCAAUUGCUUUUGAAUGCUAAAGCAGACAUCGGCCAGACAGAUGCUCUCAACGGUUGGACUGCCCUGCAUUACCUGGCCGAGUCACCCAGAGCCAGCAAAGAAGCCUGGGAAUUCUUAGUCGCAGCAGGGUCGGAUCCACAGUUGCCCAGCCGCUUCGGAGACAGUCCGCUGGACCUUGCUCGUGAUAACUUCCGGCUGCCCAUGAGGCGGCGGGGACUAUCAGCCGGCUAUUUUUUCCAGGACUUCUGA